Messenger RNA from Lepidothrix coronata (blue-crowned manakin), 11524 nucleotides. RefSeq names its product spectrin beta, non-erythrocytic 5 (gene SPTBN5). The transcript is spliced from 66 exons. The record is from RefSeq and is a predicted model, not a curated record. Gene Ontology annotation, cellular component: cell junction; cortical actin cytoskeleton; plasma membrane. NCBI's taxonomy places the organism in Eukaryota, Metazoa, Chordata, Aves, Passeriformes, Pipridae. Gene Ontology annotation, molecular function: actin filament binding; phospholipid binding. Gene Ontology annotation, biological process: actin cytoskeleton organization. Bases 1 to 11415 code for a protein of 3804 amino acids.
AUGACCAUGGAUACCGAAUAUGAAAAAGAUCAUAUCAAAAAGCUGCAGGAGCAGCGUAUGUCCAUGCAAAAGAAAACCUUUACCAACUGGAUGAACAAUGUCUUCUCCAGGAAUAAUGUGAAGGUUGAGUUAGAAGAUAUUUACACAGACUUGAAAGAUGGCAUCUCUCUCAUGAAACUCCUGGAGCUGCUCUCGGGAGAAGUUUUGCCCAAACCAAGCCGGGGAACUAUGAGAGUGCAUUUUUUAGAGAACAACAGCAAAGCCAUCUCAUUUCUGAAAUCCAAGGUACAAGUAAAAGUGAUUGGUCCUGAGAAUAUCGUAGAUGGUGACAGAACCUUAAUCCUAGGACUUAUCUGGAUCAUCAUACUUAGAUUUCAGAUUUCAUCUAUCAAACUUGAUAAGGAAGAAUUUGGAGGCAGAGCUGAUGUUCUGUUUGCGAAUGAAGCCUUACUACUCUGGUGUCAGCAUAAAACUGCCAGCUAUUCCAAUGUAAAUGUGAAGGACUUCUCCAGAAGUUGGAGUGAUGGGCUGGCUUUCAAUGCACUCAUACAUGCUCACAGGCCUGAUCUUAUCCACUAUAGCUCACUGAGGCAGGACCAGCCCAUUAAAAACCUGAACAAUGCCUUUGAUGUUGCUGAGAAAGAGUUUGGAAUCAGCAAACUGCUUGAUGCUGAGGAUGUGGCUGUGCCCUAUCCAGAUGAGAGAUCCAUCAUGACUUAUGUGUCACUCUAUUACCACUACUUCUCCAGACUGAAACAAGGCCAGACAGUACAGAAGCGACUUACCAAAAUUGUGUUCUUCCUGAAGGAGAUAGAUGACUUGAAGCUUCUGUAUGAGCAGAUGGUCUCUGACCUCCUGAAAUGGAUUAAGCAGAAGGUGAUGGAACUGGAUGACCGUCAUUUCCCCAACUCUCUUCAGGAAAUGUGGCUGCUCAUGGCCAACUUCAAAACCUUCCGCACUGUGGAGAAACCCCCCAAAUAUCAAGAGAAGGGCAUGAUUGAAGCUCAUCUCUUCAACAUCAGGACCAAACAGAGAGCCAACAACCAACGGCCAUACUUGCCCCCAGAGGGGAAGAUGCUGCAGGAUGUGGAAAAGCAUUGGAUCAUACUGGAAAAGUCAGAGCACAACCGGGGAAAAGCACUGCAAAAGGAGAUGCUUAGGCUAGAAAGGCUGGAACAGCUAGCGCAGAGGUUCCUGAAGAAGGCAGCCCUGCGUGAGUCCUACUUAGAAGACAUGAGGAAAGUUAUUGGGAAGCAGGACUUCUGGCCAGAGAGUGUGGACAGGAUGGAGGCUGCCAGUAAGAAGCUGGAAGCCAUUGUGGCAGAUGUACUGCCCAGGAAGGAACGCUUCACAGCUUUGGAUGAAAUGGCAACUGUUAUUAGCCAAGAGAACUUUCACAGCAAAGAUCAAAUCUUGAAGAAGCAAAAAACCAUUUCAAAGCAAUGGCAGGAUCUCCUGGAUCAGCUGCAGAGACGAGAACAAUCCCUGGGUACAAUGCAGGAAAUUCUUGGCCUUCUAAGGGACGUUGAUGCCAUUACAGAGGAGCUGAAAGAGCUGCAGGUACCGAUGAAUUCCCAGGAUUGUGGUAAGCAGCUCCUGGAAGUAGUAGAUUUGCUACAGAAUCACAGCUUGAUUGACUCGCAGAUCUCUUCCUAUGGUGGUAGAUUGACACGUAUCACCCAGAGGACAACAGAAAUCAGCAAGGACAGCACAAUUAAACCAGAACUGCUUUAUGCAAAAGUUCAGAUGCUUCAUCAGCUGUAUCAAAACCUUACAGCUCUGAGCAAAUCACGAAAAUCUCAGCUAGAAGAGGCUUUGAAACUCUUUGAAUUCUUCCGUGACUGCAAAGAGGAGGAAUCGUGGGUCUCUGAGAAAUGGAAGCUAGCAAGAACUACAACAUUAGGGAAAGAUGUCAGCCAGAUUACAGCCUCUAUUCAGAAGAACAAGGCUCUUGAAGCAGAGUGUAAUUCCCACAGAGCCAUAUGUGCGAAUGUGAUGAGGAGGGGCUGGGAGCUCAGCCAAAAGAACCCUGCUCACCAGGAUGACAUUCUGAGGCAGACAGACAACCUCCAGAAGCUGUGGCAGCAGCUCCAAAAUGAGGUGGCUGACCGCAAAAGCCGCCUGCAGGCGGCAGCUCUCAUCAAACAGUACUUUGCUGACAUCGAUGAAGCAAAUUCAUGGUUGCAAGAAAGGCAGCCCCUUCUAGCCAGCAAGGACUAUGGAAAAGAUGAAUCUAGUGCAGAAGCACUGUUGCAUCGUCACUUGCGCCUGGAGAAGGAGAUUGCAGCCUAUUCCUCUGAGAUGACACGCCUGAAACAGCAGGCUGACAUUGCAGCACAGCAAGCUCCAGCUGCCGUGAUGCAGAGGGAAGCCCCAAGUGACUUAAAUCAAAAGACAACUAAGCUACCCUUCAGUCGAACCUGGGAAACAUCUGAAACUGCAUCCACUGGAACCUUAAGUCCAGAUGUUCAUUUUCUUUCAGAGAACAUCUGGAAAACCCAAGACGAAAUAGAUUCACUUUACAAAAAUCUACAGAGCAUGGCUGAGAACAGAAAAAAGGCUUUGGAGGAGAUGAUUGGCUAUUACCGCUUCUGUAGCUCUUGCGAAGAAUUUCAGUCAUGGAUGAAAGAUAAAGAGAACAUUUUCCGGACUCUUCAACCUCAAGCAGACAAUGUGGAGGUCAUGCAGCAGAAAUAUCAGAGCUUUUUAACAGAACUGGCUGCAGGCAAAGGCCAGCUGGGAGACAUUGAAAAAUUAGCGGUUAAAUAUGGGAAGAUCAGUCCCAGCAAAUAUUCUGAGAUCCAGGUUUGGCUGGAAGAGAUGAACAUCAGUUGGAGUCGCAUGGAAACUCUGAAAGAGGAAAAGGGCUCCGAACUGAUUGGAGUGGCUGAUGUGAAGACAUUUCUUCAGGACUGUCAGAGCAUAGGAGUACUACUGCAAGACAAGAUGGUCCAACUCAGGGAUCUGGAACCAGGGAACUUGCCUGCUGGGCUGGAGUCAGACAAGCGCAAACUGCAUACAGUUGAGAGAGAGGUCCUGGUGAUAGAGAGGAAAAUUGAAUACUUGAGGAGUGUUGCAAAGUCUAUUAAGGACACCAACCCCGCAGAGAGCAAGGCCAUCACCGAGCAGGUAGAGAACAUGGAGAGACUUCUGGCAAAGCUCAAGCUGGAGACCCAAAAGAAGCAGGACAUUCUGCAGUGGGCACAAAAUCAACAGUCCUUUCUGCAAGACAGCCGUAGGCUUCUACUGUGGGCAGAAGGCAUUCAGGAGAAGCUGAGCAGUGAAGAAAUGGGUGUGGAUGUGGCUUCUGCAGAGCAAUUGCUGAAGGAACAUCAAGACCUGCUGAAAGAAAUUAGAUCUCAGAAAGAAAGAUUUGUGCAGCUGGAAGAGCUAGGGCACAAAGUAAUCCACCAACAACCCAGUAACAGCAGGACCAUGGACGUCCACCAGUCCAUGGAGAGUCUUGCCAAGGAGAACAAAGAACUGCUGAAAAUGUGGGAACAGCGAUUGAAAAAGCUGCAGGAUGGCCUAGAAUUGCAGAAGUUCAAUAGGGAAGGAGACCGUAUCAAUGCAGCCCUCUCUGGCCAUGAGGCCUUUCUCCGGGGAGAUGACCUUGGGGACCAUGUAGAUGCUGUUCGAAGUCUGCUGAAGCAACAUCAGGAAUUUGAACAAGUGCUGGUGGCACUGAAGAGACGAGUUGAAGCACUUAAUGAAAAUGGGGCGAACCUCCUAGAGAGCAGGCACUUUGCAUCUCAUGUCAUUGAAGAAAGAAUGGUCACUCUCCGGCAACGGUGGGAGCAGCUGAUACAAAGCAAUGCAAAGAGAAAACAGAGAUUGCUGGAUUCCCUGCAGCUACAGGAGUUUAAUCGUGAUACUGCUGAGCUUUUAAUAUGGAUGGAAGAGAAGUACAAGAUUGCAUCAGAUGAAUCCUAUCGUGAUCCAACAAAUGUUCUACGCAAACUUAAGUGGCAUGAGGCUGCUGAGAAGGAAAUGUUGGCUAAUGAGAAGCACUUUACGACACUGAUAAAGAAAGGAAAUCAGUUGAUUCAAGACAACCAUUAUGCUGCAGUUUCUAUCCAGGAGAAGAUGUCAGAGCUUCAAAAGAACUGGAAGGAAUUGUAUGGCAAGAUGAUAGAGCGAGGUGACAAGCUGAGACAAGCUGGACAGCAAGAACAGCUCAUGGAACUGCUCCAGGAUGCCAAAAAGAAGAUAGAGAAAAUUGAGAAAGUUCUUCAGGAACCUGAGACAGGUCAUGAUUUGCGCUCCAGCCGUAAUCUACUCAAGCAGCACAGACAGCUGGAAAAUGAGACAUAUGAGCUGGCAGAGAAAAUGAAUGCUAUUGUAUCUCAUGCAAGGAAAAUGGCCACCAAUCACUUUGACUCCCAGAGGAUUCUGGAUGAAACACAGAAAUAUCUGAAAAGGUUUGAGUCUUUGGAAGCACCUCUUUAUGAGAGGCGUAAGUUGCUGGAAGCUGCAGUGGAUCUUUAUGAGUUCUACCAUUAUCAUGACAUGGAAUUGAACUGGAUUAAUGAGCACUUGGCUAUUGCCCAUUCCACCAACUGUGGGAAGUCCUUGGAUGUGGCUCAAAACCUGUUGCAAAAACACAAGGAACUGCAGGCAGAAGUGACUGCCCAUAAACAGCAAGUCCAACGGGUCCUGGAUAAAGGAAAGACAAUGGUUGCAGGCCAGCACCCAUCACCUCAGAAAAUAAGUGAGAAAUGCCAGGAGCUUAUGACUGCCUGGCAGGGCUUGGAGAAGUCCUGUGAGGAAAGGAUGAAGCAGCUGCAGCACUCAGUUGGCUUCCAGGAGUUUUUAGUGAAUACUUCAGACCUGGAGGCUUGGAUUGCAGAAAAAUAUCCACUUGUAACAAGCAAGGACUAUGGUAAAGAUGAAGAUGGAACACUGAAACUCAUCAAGAAACAUAAGGUACUGGAGCAUGAGAUUGCCAUUUACCAAGAUUUAAUAAAAGAACUGAGCGAAAGUGCCCAAAGUCUUCCUCUUGUGGGCUUCAUCCAGUAUACUGAGGUUGAUGCACCAAAGGAACAAGUUCGCUCAAGACUCCAGGAGUUACAGGAGCUAUCAGCAGCAAGAGGGAAGAAGCUGGAUGAAACUCUUGUCUUGCAUGAGUUUGUACGAGAAUAUGAAGAUCUGGAAGACUGGAUCACUCAGCAGAAACAAACAGCCAGCUCUGAAGACUAUGGAAAUGAUUAUGAACAUGUCUUGGUGAGUUUUUUGAUUGGAAGCAGUUGGGAAAAGAGUUGUGGCUUUCCAGCAGCUGGCAGACCACCUGCUGAACUGCGACCAUUCUGGGUCCCGGGAAAUUCGGCAGAUGCAGAAAGAGCUAAGGACAAGUCCAAAAGUAUUCCAGAUGAUGUUGCUAAGGACAUGAGAGGUGUGCAAACCCAGCUCCGCAACCAUGUGGCCUUGGAACAUGAGCUCUCCGGUAAUGAGCAGCAGCUGCAGGAGCUGAUCCGCUCUGCAGAUCAUGUGCUGCCUCACUGCUCAAAGAAGCAGGUGGAAGACCUAAAAGCAAAGCAGCAGGCAAUAGUGACCAACUGGAAGACUCUGAAGUCUAAAGUGGAACUGCGCAAGAAACUUUUGGAACAAAUAUACAAGCUUCACGAGUUUCAGGCACAAGUGUGGGACUAUUUCUUAUGGACAGCAGAAAUAAUAAGGGAAAUGAGAGCCAAGGAGACCAUUCGGGACAUAUCUACUAGCAGCCUGAGACUUACUCAACAUCAACAGCUACUGGCAGAGAUUGAAGCACGAGAAGAGAAGUAUAGUCAUGCUGUACAGCUGGGUCAGUCACUCCUGCAAGAUGAGGAAAUGGGAUCAAAAGAGAUUCAGCAGAAACUACAGGCUUUAAUGGAAGAGAAGAAAAAUGUAUACAAUGCAUGGAAACAGAAGAAGGAGUGGCUGGAGAAAAUACACCAAGAACAAAUGUUCUACAAGGAUUGGGAUCACCUGGACAUGCUCCUGAAUUCACAGGAGAUUUAUUUGAAAAGCAGUGACCUCGGAACCUCUGUAAAUGAAGUAGAGCAACUGAUAAGGAAACAUGAGGCUUUUGAGAAGCUUCUGGCAUCACAGGAUGAGAAGAUGAUAUCUCUUCAAGAACAGGCAAGCAGGCUGGAAAAGGCUGAUGGACUGGAAGGGCGAAAGAUUCAGCACAAAAUGAAUGUCAUUCAUGAGAGGAAGCAUCAGAUCAAGAAUCUAUCCCAGAAUAGGAGAGAAAAGCUGCAGAUUGCUCUUCUUCUGGCACUUUUCUACCAGAACUUGGAAGAGACAGAAGACUGGAUCAGUGAACGCAUGCAGAAGUUAGAGGAUCCUUCCGUACAAGACCCUAGCAAUCUGCAGGACAAAAUGAAGCUGCUGCAGAAACAUCAGGUCUUUGAGGCAGAGAUUCUAGCAAAUGAAGAAAUCAUCACAGCUGUUAAUAAGAAAGGAGAAGCCCUGAUAUCAAAAGGCCACCCAAAAUCAGGAGAGAUCCGUCGCGAAGUCCGCUUGCUUCAGGAGCAUUGGGAGAAGUUGAAGAGAGCUGUUGCUGCUCGUGGAAAGAUGCUGGAGGACAGUCGGGACUUCCUAGAAUUUCUCCAGAAGGUGAACCAGGUGGAAGCCUGGAUCAGGGAGAAGGAAGUCAUGAUUAAUGUAGGUGAUGUGGGAAAUGACUAUGAACACUGCCUGCAACUCAAGAAAAAGUUGAAUGAGUUUCGUGGAGCAACAUCAGGGUCAACAGUUGACGAUGCUCACAUCAGGACUAUCAAUGCCCUGGCCAUGAAACUGGAGAGACAGAACAAGGAAGAGACAAAGACGAUAUACGAGCGCCGAAAGCAUCUCAAUGAGAAAUGGAACAGUUUCCAUGGUAACCUGAACGCAUACAGGAAGAAAUUAGAGGGAGCCCUAGAGAUUCAUGCCUUAAUCAGAGAAAUAGAUGACAUCACAGAAAGAAUUACUGAGAAGAGUGUACUUAUACAAGCACUGGAUUAUGGAAAAGAUGUGGAAAGUGUGGAAAACCUGAUUCGAAGACAUGAAGAAAUGGAGAGAGAAAUCAGUGUUAUAAAGUCCAAAAUGGAGACAUUGGAAUUGGAAUCUUUCCGCCUUUCCACAAGGAAUCCAUCCAUAAAUGACAAACUGACUAUGAAGCAACAGGAGAUGAAAAACAACUGGCUACGACUCCAGGGACAGGCCAAACAAAGGAAGGAGAAGCUGGCAGCUUCAUAUCAGUUGCAGAAAUUCAACUUGGAGAUGAAGGAGUUGCUAGACUGGACCCAAAACAUCAAAGGGUUAAUGGAAGCAGGGGGGCUUCCUAAAAGCGCAAAUGAAGCCGAAAGUAUGAUUGAGGAGCAUCAGGAGAGAAAGGAGGAGAUUGAAGCACGAGUGGAAAGAUUCAACUCUCUCAGUGACUAUGGUAAAGAACUUGCCAAUUCUGGUCACUAUGCAACCCCUGAGAUUCACCAGUCCCUCUCCAGACUACAGCUAGCCUGGUCUGAAUUGAUCCAAGCAUGGAAAGAGCGAUAUAUAAAAUUGUUUCAGGCACAAGACUUACAGAAAUUCUAUGGCUAUGUGGAACAGAUUGAGAGUUGGCUCAGCAGCAAAGAAGCUUUCCUAGCUAAUGAGGACUCAGGGGACUCACUGUCUAGUGUGGAGAGCCUACAGCAGAAACAUACACAGUUUGAAAAAGCACUGGAAGUUCAGAUGGAGAAAAUUGAUGAAAUGGCUUCAUUUUCUCAGCAGCUAGCACAGAACAAGCAUUAUGACUCAGACAACAUCACCAACAGAUGCCAGGCCAUUUUGAGGAGAAAAGAGAGACUACUGGAGAAUGCUGCUGCUCGCAGACAUUUGCUAGAGGAAUCCAGGCUUCUGCAGAAGUUCCUGAGGAAUUCUUUUGAGGUGGCUGCCUGGAUUAAUGAGAAGAAUAGCAUUGCCCAGGAUGAUAGCUGGAAGGAUCCAAGCAAUCUGCAGACCAAACUGCAGAAACACCAGACUUUCCAAGCAGAGAUCAUGGCCAAUAAGAAUCAUCUGGACUCCAUCAAAUCUGAGGGGGAGAAGAUGCUCUAUGAAAGGCACCAUGCCUCAGAAGCCAUUCAGUCCAGACUACAAGAAAUGGAUGAGCUAUGGGAGGAACUGCUAGCAAGUUGCCAGGAGAAAUGGACCAAACUGCAGGAUGCUUACAAGGGUCUUCAUUUUCAGCGAAGUGUAGAGGACACAGAGAAAUGGUUGGAAGGUGUGGAAAAUGAGCUGAAAGCACCAUACAAUAGCAGUGAUCUGGUGGUUUUGAACAGUCAUCUGAAGAAACAAGAGGAAUUGGAGGAACAUAUUGCUGGCCACAGGGACCAGCUGCAAGAGCUUGUGGUCACAGCUCAGCAAUUCCAGAAGGAGAAACACUUUCUUGCUGAUGAACUAGAAGAGAGAGUAGAUCAACUGGUGCAGAGAUACAAAAGAUUACGUGAUCCUCUGCAGGAGAGACGCGGGAAUCUGGAGGCAAGCAGACUUCAGUACCAAUUCUUCCGAGAUGUUGAUGAGGAGUUGGCUUGGGUUCAUGAGAAGCUCCCCCUGGCUUCCUCCAGGGAUUAUGGCCAAUCCCUGGCAACUGUUCAGAGUCUACAAGAAAAGCACCAGAAUUUGGAGAAUGAGAUAAACAGUCGGGAUGCUUUGACCAAAGCAGUGCUCAGUACAGGACAGAAACUGGUAAGGGGAGGCCACUCAGCCUCCCUCAAGAUUAUGCAGCAUUUGAAGGAACUUGAGACUUCUGUAGAAAACUUGAAGGCAGAGGCUCAAGCGAGGAGACUGAGGCUCAUGCAGUCAUAUGAGGCCCAUCUGUUCCUAAAUGAGCUACUGGAGGUGGAGGCAUGGCUGGCAGAGAGGAGUUUCAUUCUGGAUACCUUGGAUUAUGGGAAGAAUGAAGAAUCCACGCAAGUCUUACUUCGUAAACUUGAAGCUACCAAACUGGACAUGGAUAGUUUCAGGUCCCGGAUCGAGAAAGUACAGGAGACAGGUGCCAUCUUAAUAAACAAAGACAGUCCAGAGAGCUCAGUCAUAUUUUCAAAGCUCCAGGGGAUCCUAGCAGACUACCAGUCUCUCCUACAGAAGUCUGAGACCCAGAGAAAACGCCUACAAGAACAAUUCCAGCUCUAUCAGUUUGAAAGAGAAUUCCAGCUGGUGGAUGCAUGGCUUUCCAGUAAACAGACUGUAGCAGAGUCUGAUGACUAUGGGCAGGACUUAGAUGAUGUUGAGGUGCUGGAGAAAAAGUUUAAAGAUUUUGUAAAUGAGGUGAAACCUCUGGGACAUUCUAAAGUUGUCUCCUUAAAUGAAUUAACAUCUAAACUCUAUAAGGAAGGCCAUAGCAAGAUGGACAUUAUUGAGACAAGAACAAAGCAAAUCAAUGAAACCUGGGAGAAACUAUGCCAUGCCAUUCAGAUGAGGACAGAGAAUCUAAGAGCAGCAUGUCAAGUUCACCAGUACGAUCAUGAUGUGGAUGAAGUAAAGGGCUGGAUGCAGGAGAAAGAGGCAGUGGUGGAUAUAGAAGAUUAUGGGUAUGAUCUUCCAGGUGUACAGACACUUCUCAGUCAUCUUGAGGGAGUAGAGAGAGAUCUAGGAGUCAUCAUGAAAGAGCUGGAACGGAUUCGAGGAGAGGCUUGGCACCUCAGCCGCACAUACCCUGAAGUUAAGGAAAAUAUCAUGGAGAGACUCACAGAUGUGGAUGAGUCCUGGGAAAAACUGGACAAAAAAUUUCUGGAGAGGAAGGCAAGACUGAGUCAGGCAGAACAAGUCCAGCUCUACUUCAAUGCCUGCAGGGAGCUGAUGACCUGGGCCAAUGAGAUGCAUGCACUAGUGAUAUCUGAGGAACUGGCAAAUGAUGUCCUGGGAGCUGAACUGCUUAUCAAGCGUCAUGAGGAAUACAAGCGUGAGAUAGAGAAGCAGUGGCUAAAAUAUGAAGAAAUGCAGCGGGCAGGAGGUGACCUGGUGAAGAAUGCACAUUUCAUGUCUGUGGAGAUUGAAGAAAAACUGUUAGAGCUGUCAGAGCUGAUGAAGAAGGUAAAGGAGAGCUGGGACAUGAGGAAAGUGUUAUAUGAAGAAAACUGGGAGAUUCAAUUGCUCCGCAGAGAGCUAGAACAAGCAGAAGCAUGGCUGACUGCCAAGGAGAGCUUUCUUUCAGAUCCUAACUAUGGAGAUUCAGUGUCUGAAGUAGAGGAAUUACUGAAGAAACACCAUGAUUUUGAGAAGAUGCUCGCAGCACAGGAGGAGAAAUUUGCUCAGCUCAGCAGGAAAACUAAGAGAGAAAUGAAUCUUCUGAAACAAGUGGACACAGAAGACAGUGAGCAUAAGGAUAAAGGCAAAGUUGUACGGGUUCCCUCUCUGAAAAGAAAAACAUCUGACAGAAGGAAUACACCACCAAAAGUGACAGAGAUAAAGAGCACAAUGCCACUGCCAUCUGUGCCCUUACCCAGCGUGUCCUGGAGGGCCCCACUUGAAACUAUUUUCUCCCCUGUUGAAAAAUCUCCAACAAGGUUCCAACAAGUCAUUGCUGAGGAUGUCCCUGAAGUGCUGAGCAGCAACAAAACAGAAAUGAAAGCUGAAACAAGGCUCAGUGAGAUUAUUCCUCCACCUACACCAAAGAUGGUGGGUCCACAAGCUAGUUCUUUGGAAAGUCACGGUUCUGUAAGCUCUCCUUUGUCUCCUACUCCUAUAAACCAGCAACACGGAAGCAGUUUGUCAGAAUCUCGUGCCACAGACCACCUAUCUCCUCAGGAAAAAGGUGCUAUAGGCUCCUCUGUCUCCAAACUAAUGGCAACACCACCCGAGCCUGGACAAAGGUCCCUAGAUAUAUCACCAAACUUACUGCUGUCUAACUCCUCUCGGGAGAGACUAGAGAAUACGUCUUCGGUUUCUGCAAGUCUCCAGAACAUGGAGGGUUUCUUAGAGAAGAGAGACCAGGUCCUUCCAGGAAGACAACAGCCAGGUUCAAGGUCUUGGAAAUCCUUCUAUGUAAAACUUGAUGGAUUAAAGCUUGAUUUCUAUAAUGAUGAAAAAGAAGCAUCUAAGAACAUAUCCACACUCCUCUCCCUCAGUAUUGCAGGCUCCAAAUGUGAGAAGCUAAUAAAUUACACCAGGAAAGAGAACAGCUUCAUGUUGCGGCUGAGAGAUGGGGCAGAGUAUUACUUUGCAGCACCUUCUCAGACACUGAUGGAGGACUGGCUACAAUCACUACAGAAUAAUAUAGGAAACAGUAACAGAUCACAUUCCACAGUGAUGGUGCAGCCUUUCACUUCAAAUACAGAGACUUCCCAGAAAAGACUGUGGGACUUUACAGACAGGGACUCUGCUGAAAGACUGACCAGCAAAAGCUCACUUGUGAGGAGAACACCAUCCUUCAAAAUCAAAGCGGAGAGAAAGUCUGCAGAAUUUUCCAGAUUUUAAGGAAGAUGAGACUGCAGGGACACAAGCCUCCAUCACCACCCUAAGUCUAGAACAAAGUGGAAAUAAAACAAAGCUGCUUCCAUCUCUACUAGAAGCAGGAAGAGAAAAA